Sphaeramia orbicularis (orbiculate cardinalfish) is the source of this 6623-nucleotide messenger RNA. Its product is annotated as leucine-rich repeat serine/threonine-protein kinase 1-like. Gene Ontology annotation, biological process: protein phosphorylation. The record is from RefSeq and is a predicted model, not a curated record. NCBI's taxonomy places the organism in Eukaryota, Metazoa, Chordata, Actinopteri, Kurtiformes, Apogonidae. Gene Ontology annotation, molecular function: protein binding; protein kinase activity; ATP binding. The transcript has 38 exons. Bases 276 to 6368 code for a protein of 2030 amino acids.
GGGUUGAACCGGACUGUGUGUUUUAUUGUGAAGUCCUGACUCUGCGUCCGGUUCCGUCCUCUUCCACGGUUCCACUGACUUUACGCAUCGCGCGUCGUGGGAUUGGAAAGGCUGUUCGUGGAUUCAGGAAGUCCAGUCAAACCAUCUGGUACCAGUCUGUUCCGGGUCCGGACCUGAACCAUGGACUGGACUCUCCGAUGCUGGUGAAAAUAUCGUUGUCUCCUCUUCUGUAAGCAUCCAUCUGUCUUCGUCCAAUCCCAGUAUCUCUGGUGGGAAUGUCCUACUGGUCUGUUGGACAACCCCAGGACUCAGACUGUCCCAGGAACAUGGAGCAGCAAAGCAGUCCUGGGGAUGAAAUGGGAGCCAAGUUAUCACUGGUGGAGGUUCCGGGACCAGUGCUGGGACCCUCCCCCACACUGCAGAACAUCCAGACGGCAUAUGAGAACGGAGAAGAGGACGCCGCCAGAGAGCUGAUCCAACAGGCCUGCUGCGUGGAAUGCAGCGCAGGGACGCCACGCAUCAAUGGCGUCCGUCUCCUGUAUAUGGCCUCUCAACAUGGAGAUCUGCAGAGCGUCACGUACCUUCUGAAAGAGGCUCAUGUAGCGGUCCCUCACGAACCGUCCAAUGGAAACCCGGCCAUCGUAGCGGCGUACUACGGCCACACCAGCCUGGUCAAAGAGCUUCUGGACUCCAUCCCUGGUCCAUGUCUGAGCAGAGACCUGCUGAACUGGAUGUUGGCCACGUCAUGCCAGCAGGGCCACAUGGACGUGGUCCGUCUGCUGGUCCACAACUACGAUGCAGACGCCAAAGACUGUGGGAGCCACAGCGAGGAGUUUGCAGUGAUAACUGGUCUGCCGCUGUACGCCGCCGCACAGGCAGGGAACCAGGAGAUCGCCUGUUUCCUGCUACAGAACGGAGCUGGCUUUUCUUCGUACACUCUCAUGGACCAUCCAGCUUUCAGCAAACGUCUCCUCAGACUCCAACUACGAGAAAAUACCAACGCAGGUGGAGACCAGGAGGUGGUGGUCUGUUGGAGUGGUCUUCAGCUGCCCUGGUUGGAGCUGGACUGGUUCAUGGACUUCUCCUCUCGUAUUGUCCACUUGGACCUGUCGUCCAACAGCCUGGCGGCGCUGCCGUCCGUGGUUCCCUGGGGUCUCGUGGGCCUCCAGGUCCUGGAUCUGUCCAAUAACCUUCUCAAAGAGCUGCCGGUGGUGCUGAACUCCCAAGAGGUCAUCUGCUCCAGUUUACGACAGGUCAGUUUAUCACAGAACCAGCUGACCAGUUUACCGCCUGGACUUCUCCAUCUGAUUCACAUCCAGAGACUUUCUGCUGCCAAGAACCAACUCGUGAAGCUGUUCGACGUCCCUGCCACAACGAACUGGAUUGGUCUCCGGAAGCUGGAGGAGUUGGACGUGUCUGAUAACAGUCUGAUGGAUCUACCCACAAACAUCAUGCACUGUCUGAAGUCCCUGAUGGUCCUCAACGUCUGCAGAAACAAACUGGCAUCAUUCCCCGACCCCUGGGCCUGUCCUCUGAAACAAUGCAGAGCCUCGUCCAAUGAGAUGGAGAGUCUUCCAAACACCAUCUCCAUCUUCUGGAGGACUCAGCUACAAGAGGUGGACUUCUCCGACAACCACCUAAAGGAGCUGCCGUCGUAUAUAUUUGAACUGGAGGCUGUGGUAUGGUUGAAACUGUCCGGUAACCUCCUGGUGACCCUUCCUCCUCCCUCCAGGUGGAGGUGUUCUCAGCUCCGAACCCUCGAUGUCUCCAAGAACCAUUUGGGAAAGACAGAGGAGGUUCCCAAAACCCGGAGACUGGGCUUCCUGACGACGUGGAAUCGGAGGGACCCGGAUCCAGUGUGUCCCAUCGAGUUUCCCAUGAUUCUACGGGAUUCCCUGGAAGUGUUGUUUCUGAAUGAUAACCAUCUGGAGUGUGUUCCUCAGUCGGUGUGUGGUCUGCACAGCCUCACUGAGCUCUACCUGUCCAGUAACCCUGGCAUCCGGGAGCUUCCAGCAGAACUUGGUCAACUGUCCAAUCUGUGGCAGCUGGACAUCGAAGACCUCAACAUCAGUAACGUCCCCCAGGAAGUAAGAAAAGAAGGUCCGUCCUCUGUCCUGAAGUUUUUACGCGCUCACCUUCGAAAGGCGGAGCCCUGUCGCCUGCUAAAGAUGAUUGUGAUUGGUCCACCACGGCAAGGGAAGAGUGCUGUCCUGGAGGCUCUGCAGACAGGGAGGGCGUCACCCUUUAGCCCCACCCACAGCAGCAUCUCCACCUCCACUUGGGAGCUAGACAAGCCCAACCCCGGCAAAAACAAUAAGGACUCUGUGGUGUUCAACGUGUGGGACAUUGGAGGACAGGCCAGUAUGUCCACAGUCAACCAGUGUUUCUUCACCGAUAAGGCCUUGUACAUGGUGGUGUGGAACCUGGCUCUGGGAGAGGAGGCAGUGGCCAACCUGCAGACGUGGCUGCUCAACAUAGAGGCUCGAGCUCCUAACUCUGCAGUGGUGGUGGUGGGGACUCAUCUGGACCUCAUCGACUCCAAGUUUCGGACUGAGCGACUGGCCACUCUGAGGGCCUAUGUCCUGGCUUUGUGUCGGACCCCGUCCGGGGGUCGAGCCUCCGGAUUCCCCGACAUCACCUGGAAACACCUCCAUGAAGUGUCCUGUAAGAGUCUGGAAGGUCUGGACGGUCUGAAGACACUCAUCUACCAGGUGGUCCAGUCCAUGAAGGACAACAGCAGCAGCAGCAGCAGCUCAGCCAGUGGUGGAGGUGGUAAACUACUGGGCAGACUGAUCCCUCGGAGCUACUUGAACCUCCAGGAGGCAGUGAUAGCAGAGAAGCAGACAAGGCAGGCGGAGGGGGAGGUCCAGUACCUGACCGACGCCCAGCUGGACCGGAUCAUCCAGCAGAACCCGGACAGUGACAUCAGAGACUACGACGACCUACAGACCGCCAUGGGUUUCUUGAUAGAAACUGGGACACUGCUGCACUUCGCCGACACCAGCCACGGUCUAUGUAUGCUCUACUUCCUGUGUCCGGUGUGGUUGUCCGAAUGUCUGGAGAGGAUCAUCCACCUCAAAUCCUCUCGUUCUGUGGCCAGGAAUGGAGUGAUCCGGGCUGAAGAUCUCAGAAUGCUGAUGGUGGGAACAGGCUUCACCCAACACACUGAGGAACAGUACUUCCAGUUCCUCGCCAAGUUCGAGAUUGCUUUGCCUGUGGCCAACAACAGCUACCUGCUGCCCCACCUCCUUCCCUGUAAACCAGCCAUGGACCUCCACUGCCUCCGCCAACAGACCAACAACACUCUGCAGCGUCUGUUUAAGAUGAGCUUCGUUCCUGCCGGGUUCUGGGAGCGUUUCAUAGCCAGGAUGUUGAUCAGCCUCAACGAGAUGGACUUACAGCUGUUUGAGCCUAAAAGAAAUGCACGGAGAACAUGCAACAGGAACUCUGUGAUCUACAAUUUUACUGGAGCUCAGCAGAGGAACCGCUGCAGCACCUUCAGAGUCCGACGCAGCCAAACCAUCUACUGGAAGGAGGGGCUACUGGUGACCUUCGACGGCGGAUACCUGAGUGUGGAGUCGUCAGAUGUUAACUGGAAAAGGAAGAAGAGUGGAGGCAUAAAGAUUAUCUGCCAAUCAGAGAUGAGGGAUUUCUCUGCCAUGGCCUUCAUCACUGACCACGUUCAUUCUCUGAUCGAGCAGUGGUUCCCUGCUUUAACGGCCAGUGAGAGUGAUGGCAGUCUUCUGAUGGAACAGUACGCCCCCUGCCCACUCUGCUCAUCACCCAACCAGCAGAACCACACUGAGCCUCCUGGACGCCACCUUCACCAAACUGCAGGACAAGGCGGAGAAGGUCGAUCAGAUGAGGUUCAUUACUUUAACAUGGAGGACUGUGUUCUGGCUGCCAUGGAGAAGGAGUUCAUCAUCUGUCCUCUGCAUCCGGACAAGGAGGUACCGCUCCAGGAACUGGUCCCUGAACUGUUCAUGACAGACUUCCCUGCACGGCUCUUCUUGGACAAGUCCCUUCUGGAGUACUCUGAGGAGGAGGAGAACAUCCUGGGCCAGGGGGGCAGUGGAACCAUCAUCUAUCGGGCGCAAUACUGCAGUCAGCCAGUUGCCGUCAAACGCUUCCACUUCAAGAAGUGUCGACAGCAGACCAUCAGCAGUGACACAGAUACCAUGGUCAAACACCUGCAGUCUGCAGACGCUUGUCGUAGCUUCUCUGAGUUUCGCCAAGAGGCCGGUAUGUUGCGCUCGCUGCACCAUCCGUGCAUCGUGUCUUUGGUGGGCAUCAGCAUCCACCCCCUGUGCUUCGCCCUCCAGUUGGCGCCGCUGAGCAGCCUCAACACCGUCCUGGAGGAGAAACAAAAAGGUUCCAGGUACAUGCCCCUCGGACACAUGAUGACCUUCAAAGUCAGUUAUCAGAUCGCUGCAGGACUGGCAUACCUUCACAGGAAAAGCAUCAUUUUUUGUGACCUGAAAUCUGACAACAUCCUGGUGUGGUCUCUGGAGGAACAGGAUCCGGUCAACAUCAAACUGUCCGACUAUGGUAUUUCUCGACAGUCCUUCCAUGAGGGGGCACUGGGGGUGGAGGGUACACCAGGGUACCAGGCUCCAGAGGUCCGACCAGGGAUCGUCUAUGACGAGAAGGUGGACAUGUUCUCCUAUGGAAUGGUGUUGUAUGAGCUGUUGACCGGACAGAGGCCCGUCCUGGGGAACCACCAGCUCCAGAUUUCCAAGAAGCUCUCCAAAGGCAUCCGGCCCAUUUUGGGCAGCCCAGAGGAGGUCCAGUUCUACUGCCUCCAGAACCUACUGACUGAAUGUUGGGACACCAAACCAGAGAAGAGGCCAGUGGCCAUGCAGUGCAUGAGGCAGAUGCAGGAGCCCAGUUUCCCCUGUCUCCGUUACCUGUUGUCCUGUGGACAACACUCACAGCUCUUCCUGUCUCAGCUGCAGGGACACAGUGCUGUCCUCUGGGACGGAGACAAGGACACCAGGAACUACAGUGUGGUUAAUGUGGAUUCAGGCCUGAUGGAGGUGAAGAGGAUGUCAUGUCCAGGCGCUAAAAUCAGCUGUCAGAUCAAACUGGGAAACAGUGUGUGGAUUGCCACUGAGGAGCAGGAGGUGUUCAUCUACAGCCUGAAGGACAUGUGUCCACUCAGUCAGCCCCAGAGACACUUCUCCUGUCCCAGCGUCAUCACCUGCCUGUUUUCUGUUCCAGCCAAAGAACAGAGUAUGGACAGGGUGUUUGCAGGAAUGUCUGACGGUCUGGUGGCGGUCUACAGUCUGGUGGACGAUCUUCCUCUGGAGGGGGAGGCAUAUCUGUGUUCCCACACCCUCAAUAAGACGCUGUUUGGUGUGGAAGACUCUGAUUCCAGACAGAGGCCUUACCCGGUCCAGACCAUGGCUCUGGUCAGCAGUGGGGAGCAGUUAUGGUUCUCCAACGGUCCGGGUGUGUUGGUGGUCGACUGCGUAGGCCUUCAGGCCGUUGGACGCCUGGACCCCUACAGUCCACCGUCCUCCAUCGUAUCCAUGGCCACCAGCUUCAGUCUGUGGGGGGAGGAGGUGGUGUGGACCCUGGAUGACCACACCAACACACUGCUGCUCUAUCAUGCCUCCUCCUAUCAGCUCUGUGCCAAGUACUGUUGUGGAGACAGCCAUCCGUUGCGGGAUGUCUUCACCAUACGGCGUCCUACAACUGUUUCCCUGGACACCACCUCUGAGCUGACUUCAGACCAGCAAGAGAACCCAGAAUGGAUGAAUGGAGAAGUGACGUUGAUCCACAGUGAAGAGGCCGGGACCCAGAUCAUCCAACACCAGGACUCUGUGACAGAUUACUGCUCCAUGUCCAGCAGCUGUCCACAGCAGACGGACUCAGACGGUUCCAGCGCCACCAGCUUUGCCUCGUUUCCCAGCAGCACCAACCUGUCUACAGACAGGACGGAGACAGGGAUGGGAACGGGGACGGGGACUGACCGACAGGAGUCCAACAACCCAGAGGGUGUUGAGGCCUCAGCCACCACCACCACCCCCCCCCAGCUGCAGGCCUUCACUGUGCUGCCAGUGAAUGGAACUCUGUGGAUCCCCAGGCGUGGUGGUGACGUGAUGGUCAUUGAAAUGCAAUCCCACUCCAAUCACCUGAGGGGGCGUGUCAUUGCUGUGCUCCGCCCACCUGGAUGUCCUUCUUUGGGGAUCCUCAAGGAGGCAGCACUGGUGGCGAAGGACACCAUAGUGUGUGGUUUCCAUGAUGAAACCAGUGGGUGGAGCCUGUGUGUGUGGAGGGCAUGGGGCUGUGACCAUCUGGAUGUGUUCUACCGGUCCUACGAGGAGCUGAGCCGCAUGGAGGCAGACGUGAGGAAGAGGAGGUAGUUCUGAGCUGAGGUUCUGAGGCACAGAACCACAGUAUUGUAGUGGGGGGGGUACCCUCUGACAGAACGCCAGUGUGAAGACCACGGCUGCCAAACACCCCCACCUGGAUGUACGGAUGGACCAGUGGGUCUGGAAGGGCUGAACCCGAACCUGGUCCCAUAACCAGAAGUCUGGACGACGGUCCAGGACCUGAACCAUCAACAGGACCAGGACAGAGACACUUAGGGUUAGGGGUGGGGUUGGGGGUUGGGGGGG